GUUCCGGCCCGAGCAAUUUCCGGCGCACCCAGCGCUCGUUUAAAGCGCAAGCUUUACAACAACAACCGCAACAAAAGAGAACGGUACCGCCGCGGAGACUCGGUCUCUGGGACCGGGAGCUGAAGCGAGCUGGAGGCCAUGGUGGAACCCCGGGCUCCCAGGUUCAGCGAUGCUGCCCUGAAGGUCUUGGUGGAGCAGCAAUUCUCAAGUUCUGCACUACUAAAUGACUGCUGAGGUUGAGUCCCCUGGUUCUGGAGUCAGCAGCCAGGGAAGGAUCCUGUCUAUAUCCACGCCUGUCGUGCCUUAUGCAGCCACUGCUGACAGUCAGAAGGUAGAGAUGAGACCUGUUGACCUGAGAAAGAUGGCAUAGCUGUCCAGUUGAAUGCCCUGACAUGUGCCACUCUGGCAUGGCACAGAUGGCAUUCUGCUCACCCCUCCCUGCAUCUGUUCCACAAGCCCGUUUGUUACAGCAGCUGGAUGUACUGGCACUAGUGGAGGGGAGGUCAGGGGAGGCAAUGGCCUAGCGGUAUGAUUGCUAGACUACUAAUCCAGAGACGCCAGGACAAGCUGGCACAGAAACCAAGGAACCCGCUGAGCGGUGGGGAGCGCCCGGUUUCCGUCCAAGCCCCGACCCAGAUGGAACAGGAGGCCCUGGACAUCGUGGAGAUAUACAGCCGGAGGAGCAUCGAGAACGGCGAGGCUGGAGGCCAAGUUUCACAGGAUAUGCCCCAUUAUUUGGGCUUCGCUGGGCACGAGAUUGAGGAGCAUCACCUGAUGGAAGAGGCACCAUCGCCAGCCCCGUCCUUUCAGUACAACAACACAGAAAUUGGAGUGUCUGAUGGGAGAGAGGGCGAGCUCCAAGAAUCCUCACGAGGUGAAUUAUUCGGCAAUAGUGAGCAGGAGCUGAACCUACUGGAAAGGACAGUGCAGGAGACAGACGGCCACAGGGCCAGCUCCGACUCCAGCUUUGCUGAGGAGCACCGAGACGCUGAAUUGAGUGGCCCGGCUUUCAAGCGGAAGAUCUUCCACGUCCAUCACCAACUCCUGGAAGCCUUGGACAGUCUGUCUCGGAGUUGCCUCACCCUGUCUGAGAGCGUUGAAGACUCUGCUUCCAUACUGUGUGGCAUUCUGCCCCAGGGCAUUGCCACCUUGCAGUCCACCAUGGAACACAUGGUUAGCUCGGUGGAAGCCGCAGUGAGGCCCCCAGUCCCGGAGCCUGUGGCGCCAGCAUUGGCCUCGUUGAUCGAGGCUCAAACUGGUGCCAUUCAGGCCUUGGCCUGCACCAUCUCCUCGGGCUUGGAAAGGUUGGGGGCGCGGAUCGACCGGGGCUUCAGUCGUGUCACUGGCCUCCUGGAGUCUGCCCUCCCGCUAGCCAGCAGUGGCAUCGAUAAGACCCGGGCCCAAGGCAGUGGUGUGAUGGGCAUGGUGCGAUCCAGCGCCCCUCAGGACGCCAGCGUAUCUGCUCCGUUACCGCAUCUCCGACCGCCCACUGCCCCAGAGGCAGCGGCAGUACUUCAGCCCGAAGCCAGGUCCCCUCGGGCUCGGGGUCUUCGAGAUCGCCGAUCAUAAGCAUCUCGCCAGCCCGGACCAAGUACCAGUGCCAGUUAUUUAAGAGGGAGAUGUUGGGGGAGGGUGGGGGGUGGGGUUGCAGGGGAUGGAAAUAACCUUUGUAGGAAACACUAAAAUUAACAAAGAAAGCACUUCUGAACCAGAAUGCAAACUCCAUCUGGGUGACAAUGUUGGUCCCCAUGGUAUUUAUAUGAAUCAAUAAAGUGUUACCCAGUUUGCAGCUCUGACUUUGUCCGCUGGGUGCCUGUAUUUGUGACGAAGGACAUGAUCAUGUCUGGUGUCAUAUGCAGCAGGGUUCCACAGCUGCUUUACUGACUGGUCGGUCAGUUAAAAGCUCACAACAGCCAAGGGAACGUGGCACAGUGGAACCAAAGUUGGCCAAGUGGCAACAAACCAGGUCUAUUGGCAACUUGGGAAUGGGAAGAGCUGGCUUCCAGUGGGCUUCUGCUGGACUCAUGCUGGGUCCUUCGCUGUUUGUAUCAGUGUCAAUGAUGUGGGUUUCAUGUAAGUCGUGUAAGAGUAGGAGAAUGUGACAUAUUGGUAAUGUCACCAGAUUAAUAAUCAAGAGAUCAAUUACAGAAUUGUUACAGCUCAAUAGGAGGCCAUUCAGCCCAUCAUGCCUGCAGCCCAUCAUGCCUGCAGCCAUUUCUAUUACCUAGUGCCAGUCAUCUCUCUUUUCCCCAUACAGCUUUCUAUCCAAAUAAUCAUCCAAUAAGACUAAUAUUGUGGAGACACCGUUUCAAAUCCUGGCAUGGUAGAAUUUAAAGUUAAUUAGUAAAUCCGGAACACAAAGCCAGUUCUGAAACUAUCGUCAAUUGUUCUAAAAGCCCACCUCAUGGACUUGUGCCCUUUUGAGGUCUGCCAUUCUUAUCUGGGCUGUCUUGCACAUGACUUCAGACCCAGAGCAAUGUGGUUACCCUCUGAACCGGCUUAGCCAACCACUGUUCAAGGGCUGUUAGGAUUAGCAAUAAACACUUGCCAGCGAUACCUGCAUCCCACCCAAGAUCAAAGAGAGAAAAAUUAACUAAGGUGUUGGUAGAUGAUACAACAUUUGGCCUCAUGGCUGCUUUGAAGGAGAAAGCUGCACACUGCAGCAAGGGGACUAGUCAUAUUGGCAGAAAAAGGAUAAGUGGAAGUCCAUGAGGAUGAGUGUAAGCUAGUGCACAGGCACCACAAUUAGUUUGGGAGCAGAAAGGGCAGCAGAUAUAUGGGAACGCCACUUCCUACUAUGUCCGAUCCAAGCCAUACACCAUCCUGACUUGAAAAACUACCCACUGUUCCUUCACUGUCUCUGGGUAAAGAUAUUGGCAAUUACCCACCCCUCCCAAACAGGCCUGUGGGUGCACAUAUACCACAUGUACUGCAACAAAUUAAGAAGGUAGCCCGCCAAUACCUGCUCAAAGGCAGUUAAUGAGAGGCAAUAAGCCAGUGAUAUCCAUAUCUUGUAAAUGAAUAGGAACAAAAAGCAGAUUUGGUACAGAAACAGCUGGGGAGCUUUGAUUUUAUUUCGAGGGGAACAACAUGAAAUUAGGAUGUAAGGUGCCAGCUUUUAGGUGCUAAAGCAGACAGAACGUAAGGAUGGAAGGGAGGUGUUGGAAUCAAGCCAACUUCAAACUUCCAAGGACAUUCACACAAGCAUGUGUCCUUGCUUGCUAUGAUCUGCCUGUACUGCUAAUGAAGCAAAACUUUUCACUGUACUUAGGUACACGUGACAAUAAUAAAUCAAAUUAAAUCAUAAAGUGUACGCAGACCUGCCAAUUCAUGAGGUCACUUUAUAUUCAACACUAAGCAGUCUCAUUUCUAAAGGCAAUGUCUGUUUAUAUUUCUGUAUUUUUGAUAGUGGACUAAAUUGGGGGAAAAAAAAAAUCAACUUUUUGAAAGAAAAGGAUUGUGUGAGGAAUUGUGGCACUUUCUAAAAGCAUAGUUACUGAAACUCAUUGUAAGUUGUGCUUACACUGCUGAUCUGUUCAAGCAGGAGGGGAGGCUAUUUGGAGACGGGCCGGACCAGGGACUAUGCGCCAAGUGAGUUUCGGCUGGCAACGGACUUUGUCAAGUUGUGAAUUCCGAAGGCCGUGAGCAUGACAACAACUAUCUGCUUGGCUCCAGGUUGGCUGAACAGCUUGUGGGUGUGAACAAUACCGGCAGAAGCCUUCAGACUGCUGCAAGGGGAAAGUGGUGUGUCUUUCUUGCCAGUAAAAUAGCUAAGGAUUGAAGAAAGCUGGUUUAUGUUCCAUCACCAGUUGCUGUCAGCUAUGGCCUUUCACUAGUAGAUAGGAGACUUUGCAGUUGAUGUACCAAUGGCCUCUGCCGAAGUGGAAAGAACCUGGAGGAAAGAAAUCGAAGAACAGAAAAUUCUGGCAAGCAAAAGGAUCAUCUCUGUGAACCCUGUGGACUGGAACUAUUGAACUGCUUCCCCAGGUUUAUUAUUUAAACCACUCCAUAACACCUUUUUGUUUGGUCUGUGUCUGUCUGUAUGUGUGUGUGUGUGGGAAGGGUCUCUUCAGAAGGGAGAGUUACAUGUUGACGAUUCAUAGUUGUUCACCUGUGGCUAUAAUCUAUUUAUUUGCAAUAAUAAGAAUUCUUGUUACAUAUA
Rhincodon typus (whale shark) is the source of this 4162-nucleotide messenger RNA. RefSeq lists its product as uncharacterized. The coding region runs from base 529 to 1569 and encodes 346 amino acids. The transcript has 5 exons. The record is from RefSeq and is a predicted model, not a curated record. Lineage: Eukaryota; Metazoa; Chordata; Chondrichthyes; Orectolobiformes; Rhincodontidae. Gene Ontology annotation, cellular component: nucleus.